AGAGAGAGAGAGAGAGAGAGAGAGAGAGAGAGAGAGGCUCGCAAAUGGAAACGUGCAACAUCUCCUUCUGCGACGUGGACAGCAAGGUGGACCAGUUCUUCCAGCCCACGCUCUACAUCAUCGUCAUCGUCCUGGGGCUGCCCACCAACUGCAUGGCCCUGUGGGCCGCCUACAUGCAGGUACGCCAACGCAACGAGCUGGGCAUCUACCUGAUCAACCUGUCGGUGGCCGACCUGCUCUACAUCACCACCCUCCCGCUGUGGAUCGACUACUUCCUGCAGCACGAUGACUGGAUCCACGGUCAGGAGAGCUGCAAGCUGUUUGGUUUUAUCUUCUACACUAACAUCUAUGUCAGCAUUGCCUUCCUGUGCUGUAUAUCACUGGACAGGUACCUGGCCGUGGCGUACCCCAUGCGCUUCGCGAAGGUUCGACGAAUCAAAACAGCUCUCCUGGUCAGUAUCAUGGUCUGGGCCGUGGAGAUCGUUGCCAACUCCGCGCCCCUGUUCCACGACGAGCUUUUCCAGGACCGCUUCAACCACACCUUCUGCUUUGAGAAGUACCCCAUGCAGGACUGGGUGGCGGGGAUGAACCUCUACCGGACCUUCCUGGGCUUCCUGGCGCCGUGGACGGCCAUGCUGGUGGCCUACCGCGGCAUCCUGGCCGCCGUGCGCUGCAACGUGUCCACCGAGCGCCAGGAGAAGGCCAAGAUCCAGCGGCUGGCGCUGAGCCUGAUCCUGAUCGUGCUGCUGUGCUUCGGGCCGUACCACGUGCUGCUCCUGGUGCGCAGCGCCAUGUUCCUGCGGGCGCCGUGCGACUGCGGCUCCGAGGAGACGCUGUUCGCCGCCUACCACGUCUCGCUGGCGCUCACCAGCCUCAACUGCGUGGCCGACCCCAUCCUCUACUGCUUCGUCAACGAGGGCGCCCGCCACGACGUGGGCCGCGCCCUCUCCGCCCUGCUGGCCGCCGCCUGCUGCCGCCGCCGCCGCCGCCGCCCCUCCUCCGGCGGCGGCGGCGGCUCGCCCUCGCACGCCGACAUGCUGCACGCCGGCUCGGUCACCGUGGACACGCCGCUGGCCGCCAAGAAGCAGCCCUGCGUGCACGCCGACGGCAAGACCGGCGGCUACAAGACGGAGCUGGUGGCCCUCAGGGAGGAGUGUCUGCAGAUGACCAUCCUCAGCGUGAAGAAGUGA
Molecule: messenger RNA, 1190 nt
Organism: Menidia menidia (Atlantic silverside)
Lineage: Eukaryota; Metazoa; Chordata; Actinopteri; Atheriniformes; Atherinopsidae
Source: the annotation of a GenBank genome assembly